UGUUAUGAUAGCCUUUGUGGAUUGUACGGUGAUGCGAAGACUUAUAUUUUAUUAAAAUAACAUUUUCGCUAUGAUUUUGUUAUAAAUUUAGUCCUUUUUAACGAAGGUUCUUGUAAAAAUUGCAUACGACAGCUUAAAAAUACGAUUUGCAGGGUACAAUAUCAGCUCCAAACUUGAUACCAACAACAGCGCCUACUUUCCUAAUUAUUACUAGAACACUGUCUUACAUUUAGCAUUUAAUCAUGUCAGAUGACGAGGUGAUACGUUUCGAAAUCACUGAUUAUGAUUUAGACAACGAAUUUAACCCAAACAGGAGGGGAAGGGCCAAGAAGGAACAGCAAAUUUACGGUGUAUGGGCUAAAGACAGUGAUGAGGAUGACAAUGAGGACAAUGUGCGGCAGAGAACCCGCAAGCAGAAAGACUAUGCUGCUCCCAUCGGGUUCGUGGCGGGGGGAGUGCAGCAGGCCGGGAAGAAGAAGGAGGCUAAACAAGAGAUAGAACCAACAGAAAAGUCAUCCAGGGCAACCAUAGUUGACAGCUCCGAUGAGGAGUCCACAGUGGCCCAACCAGAUGAGUCGGAGACAGCAGGCAUACGGAGACAGGGUCAGGGUAUGCGCAGUGCUAAUCUCGGUGGAAGUAUGGGUACUUGGGAGAAACACACUAAGGGUAUUGGAGCUAAGCUGCUCUUACAGAUGGGUUACCAACCCGGGCGCGGUCUGGGCAAAGACCUGCAGGGCAUAUCGGCGCCCGUCGAAGCCACAGUGAGGAAAGGGCGAGGUGCUAUAGGCGCCUAUGGUCCCGAGAAAGCAGCUCAAAAAGCGAAGAGAGAGGAAGAACGCCGUCUGAAAGAGAAGGAAGAUGAGAAGGCUCCAGAGAAAUCAUACCACUGGAAGAAAUCCCACAAGGGCCGGUACUUCUACAGAGACUCCAAUGACGUCAUUCAGGAGGGGAAACCUACCGUACAUACUAUUAGCAGUAGCGAGCUGUCUCGAGUACCAGUAAUUGACAUGACGGGUAAAGAGAAGCGAGUGCUAAGCGGCUACCACGCGCUGCGAGCGGUGGCGCCGCGCUUCGAGCACGAGCCGCGGCGGAAGUGCACGAACUUCUCCGCCCCACAGCUGGUGCAUAACCUGGAGGUGAUGGUGGAGUGCUGCGAGCAGGAUAUAAUUCAAAACGCCCGCGAGCUCCAACAGGCGGAGGACGAGAUCGUGGUUCUCGAGCGAGAUCUUAAAGAGUGCGACGAGAAAUUGAGAGAGCAGGAUGAAAUCAUAGAUAAAGUGCGCGACAUCCGGGGGCGAGUGGCCAAGCUGAGCGCGCCCGACCUCUCGCUCGAGAGGGCGUAUGAGGUCGUCUCGGAUCUGAAGGAAUCACAUCCGCUCGAAUAUGAUAUGUUCGGCAUCGGGGCCAUCGCCGGCAACAUCGUCAGUCCCUUAUUCAGUGCCCUAAUGGCACAGUGGGACCCUCUCAAGGCGCCUUCGGAACCUGUCCCAGUGUUCCUCAAAUGGCGUCAGUUACUAAGCGAAGAGGCUUAUAACAGUCUGCUCUGGCAACAUUACGCGCCUGCGCUUAAGACAGCUGCCGCAGUAUGGAACCCCCGCAUCCCUGAGGCCAUGCUGGCUUCCCUAACGGAGUGGUCCCAAGCCUGUCCGCCCUGGCUGUCAGCGUCUGUAGCCGCGAACGUUGUGGCCCCGCGGCUACUGGAAGCUGUGCGAGGCUGGGACCCCACGCACGACACACAGCCGCUGCAUCAUUGGGUGCUGCCGUGGCAUCCUCUAGCUGGCUCCGCGUUAGCAACAGCAGUGUACCCGCUGAUCCGCUCUCGCCUGGCGGCGGCCCUGGCGGCGUGGCACCCCGCGGACGGCUCGGCGCGGCCGCUGCUGGCGGCGUGGCGCGGCGCGUGGGGCGCGGCGCUCACCGCCAUGCUGCACCAGCACAUCGUGCCCAAGCUGGAGCACUGUCUGCAGCACGCGCCCGUGCAUCUCGUCGGGCAGGAGAACACGGCGUGGCUGUGGUGCGUGGACUGGCUGGAGCUGCUGGGCGCGGGCGCGCUGGGCGCGGUGGCGGCGCGCGCGCUGCUGCCGCGCUGGCUGGGCGCGCUGGCCGCCUGGCUCAACACCGGCCCCAAGCACGCGCAGGUGCUGCACAGCUAUACGCAGUUCAAGAAAAUCUUCCCCGAAGAAGUCCUGAAAGAGCCAGGCGUCCGCGACGCGUUCCGCAAGGCCCUCGACAUGAUGAACCGCAGCGCGGACAUCGACUCCGUGGAGCCUCCCCCUCCCCCUCGCUUCACGUUCACGGCGGAGAAGGAAACCAGCAAAAUCGCAGACGUUUUAGCAUCCACUACGCAGCAGAAGAGCUUCUCGGAGUUAUUAGAGUCGAGAUGUAUAGAGAGAGGCAUCACGUUCGUGCCGCUAGCGGGGAAGACGCGGGAAGGCCGUCCGCUGUACAAGAUCGGCAACGACAACAUGCAGUGUUACGUCAUCAGGAACGUCAUCAUGUACUCUAAGGACAGCGGCCGCACCUUCGAGCCCGUCGGCUUGGACAGGUUGCUGGGUAUGGCUGAGGAGUAGUGUACUCGUACCAUCGUCCACCCUAACUGUUCACUACAAGUACUAGGCAUCACGAUCGUGCCGCUAGCGGGUGAGAUGCGGGGAGGACGUCCAUUACAAGAUCGGCUAUGACAACCUGCAGUGCUACGUCAUCAGGAACGUCAUCAUGUACUCCAAGGACAGCGGCGCACCUUCGAACCCGAUGGCUUGGACUGGCUGACUUGGCUGAGGAAGAGUGGGUCUAAUCACAACUCUACACUUCACUGACAAAUAGGUUCGAAACUCGAGUCUUUUGCGUCUUUAUUUGAAGAAUUCGACUAGUUUUGAUUCUUCCUCGAGAUUCGCUAUUUGACUAUUAAAGUGACUGUGGAUUUGCAGGGGUAUUCAAGUCAAGACCCUACAGAUAGCUCCAAAUAAAACUUGGAUAAACAUGGCCAGUAUUGUUACAUUGACAAUAAAAAUCAACACACAAAUAAUAAACCUUUUUGAUGCCAAUCACUGAUAUAUCCGCACCGUAGAUCCAACGCCGAAGACGGUUUAAUCCGUCACAGACCACAGAGCAACAUAGACCUACGUACAUCUGCAUAAAGUUCAGUUUCAGUUUUGACACUUCGCUUCGGUGACGUGACGUCCGAGUGACAGCUGUUGUGUUUGAUACGUCGAAAAGGUUAAAGGACUGUGAUAAUCCAUAGUGGAUAUGAUGUACAGUACAGUCAGUACUAAGGCUAUUUUGAUAAAUGGAGUAACUUAUUUAGAAUUGCAUAGUUUAAGUGAUUAAUAAAAAAAUGGUAAUUUUA
This is a messenger RNA of Cydia pomonella (codling moth), 3343 nucleotides long. It is a transcript of the gene sip1, whose product is annotated as septin-interacting protein 1. The record is from RefSeq and is a predicted model, not a curated record. Gene Ontology annotation, cellular component: U2-type post-mRNA release spliceosomal complex. Gene Ontology annotation, biological process: spliceosomal complex disassembly. NCBI's taxonomy places the organism in Eukaryota, Metazoa, Arthropoda, Insecta, Lepidoptera, Tortricidae. The coding region runs from base 243 to 2567 and encodes 774 amino acids. The transcript is spliced from 13 exons. Gene Ontology annotation, molecular function: nucleic acid binding.